CUAUAAAGUCUAGCUCAGUGUAUAUGACUAGUAGACUGUAUAUUGAGGUAGGUAGUGAAUGACCUAUUAGAGAGUAAGUUACAUAUCACUAACAAUUACAAAUAGUAUACCGUAAUAAACACCAUAGUGUUAGCAGUAUGUCGCUAUUAGUAUGCUACUGUUAGCGAGACGCGUAGAACCGAAAAAUUUCAGUGCCUCUCUAAAGUACAUACUGUACUAUGUAUUUGUAUGUAGAUCAUCUUUACACAGUAACACACCCCCACAGAAGCACAUUAUAACAAUAAUAAUACCACCACAAGAUGCCACCAAAGGGAUGGAGAAAGAAUGCCGACGGACAGUAUCCUCAACCAGCUAAGGACUCCGAAUUGGUAUCCAUUGAUGAAAUCUUAUUUCCGAAGAGUACAGUACAAAAACUUGCCAAGGGGAUUAUAAGUGAAGAUGAUGGUAGUAAUAAUAUGAUUAUUGCUAAGGAUGCUUUGAUAGCACUUCAAAGAUCAGCCACUGUCUUUGUAUCUCAUUUAAUAUUUCAUGCCAAUCAAUCAUCUAAGAAAGAUACUAGGAAAACAGUUAAUACUCAAGAUAUUAUUACAGCAUUAGAGAAGGCAGAAUUUUCUGGAUUUAUUCCGGAAGUAAAGGAGAAGCUAGCGAUAUAUGAGGGUAAUAUAGCACUCAAGAAGAAACAAAAGUUAGAAAGUAAAGCUAGAGCUAAGGAGGAUACUGAAGAUUCUGAAUCUUUGGCUAAGAAAUUAAAGACUAAUGAUGACCAUGCCGUAUCGGUAAAGGAUAAGGAAGACAAUGAAGACGAAAGUGGAGUUGAAGACAAUGAAGAAGAAGGAGAAGAAGUAGAAGAAGUAGAAGAAGUAGAAGAAGUAGAAGAAGUAGAAGAAGUGGAAGAUGAAGAAGAAGAAGAGGAGGAGGAACCAAGUGCUAACCCUAUUGCACAACUAAGUAAAGAAGAGGCAGAAUUAGGAGGUACAGUAGAAUCAGACCAUGAAAAAGUCGAUUCAGAAGCUAGUGAUGAAGAAGAUGAAUAGAUAUAAUGUAUAUUACAAGUUUUUAUUAGUAUUGU
Scheffersomyces amazonensis is the source of this 1069-nucleotide messenger RNA. RefSeq names its product DNA polymerase epsilon noncatalytic subunit (gene DPB4). Gene Ontology annotation, molecular function: chromatin DNA binding; protein heterodimerization activity. The record is from RefSeq and is a predicted model, not a curated record. Gene Ontology annotation, biological process: DNA damage response; leading strand elongation; heterochromatin formation. Gene Ontology annotation, cellular component: epsilon DNA polymerase complex; CHRAC. Bases 300 to 1034 code for a protein of 244 amino acids. Lineage: Eukaryota; Fungi; Ascomycota; Pichiomycetes; Serinales; Debaryomycetaceae. The transcript has a single exon.